AUGCAGCAGGAAGAAGAACAAUAUUCUUGUUUAGAGGAGUUCUUUAUUGACAGUUGCAGAUUUGGAGAUUAUGAAGAUGCGAUUGGAUGCUUUGAAGAUAAUGUUGAUUUAUUUUGGAUUGACAUUAAUUAAAAUAAUUGCAUUCAUAUGGUAUCGGCUAAUGGUCAUUUAUCUAUUCUUGUAGAAAUUAUCUAGUAUUCAAAAAAAAACAAUAUUGAUCUGCAUAAACUAAUAAAUCAUUAAAAUCAAUAUGGUUGUACCCCUCUACAUUGGGCUGUAUUCAAUAAUUAAUUAGCUAUAAUACCAGUAUUGUUGUAGAAUGGAGCAGAUAUUUCAAUCAAAAACUUAAACGGAUUAACAUGUAUAGACGAAGCUGUCUCACUUGAUAAAACAGAAGUUGUAGAAUUGUUAUCAAAAAAUAUAUCUUUAACCGAAGACUAAUAAUAGACCUUUAAUGAAGCUACUGAUAUAAUAGAAUAGGAUGAUGAAGAUUCAGUUGAAUGA
Paramecium tetraurelia is the source of this 504-nucleotide messenger RNA. RefSeq lists its product as uncharacterized. NCBI's taxonomy places the organism in Eukaryota, Ciliophora, Oligohymenophorea, Peniculida, Parameciidae. The transcript has 5 exons. The record is from RefSeq and is a predicted model, not a curated record. Gene Ontology annotation, molecular function: protein binding.